CAAGGAGCUCUUUGAUGUUGAAGCAAAGAAAGCAUUUCUUAUUUGUAAAAUAUGAAAAGUUUCAACACAUCUACCCUAACACGGCAUUAAGGUAGACUGAAAUUAAAUAUGGCCGAACAAGAUACACAUGCUUCUCAUUUUGGAGGCCAUCCUAUUCCCACUGAGAAAGUAACAGAGAGGGUAUCGAAAUGGAAUUUGGCAAGUCUAGGCAAGGCAUCUACAAAUAAUACAUCCAACUCUGCCGUCUCAGAACAAGAUCGCUUUGGAUCCAGCUCUUCUAUUGUUCCACCAUGGAAUCCACAAGUUAACGCUACAGCCAUUGGUCUACUCCAACGUAGUUUCCUUCCCGCCUUAACCACCAACACAACCCUCUCCCUCAUCUCAUACACCAUCGCGCGACUCACCAACCGACUCGAUCUCAAAGACGUGCUCUGGCCCCUCGGCCCCCUCAUCACUUCCUGGACCCUCGCACUCGAACGCCACAACUUCGACCUCUCACAAACAUGGACGCAUCUCGCGUAUCCUCAAAAACUCAUCAUGGCCGGUCUGACAGCCUGGUCCCUCCGUCUCUUCUACCGCAUCACAUCGCGCGCUCUCUCUCGCGGUGAAGACGACGCGCGCUACGCUUCUGUCCCGAAAACGAGAGACUUUUGGAAUAAAACACUCGUUUCGACAUUUCUGCCGGAAGCCCUCGUGCAAUCCAUUAUUGCGCUUCCGUUUGCGAUGAGUUUGGCGGCCCCAGAGGUGCUGAUUGGAAAUCAGCCACUUCCUGGUAAUCCGGGUUGGCAAGUGGCUCAUGCGGCUGGGGUAUUUCUUUUCACGACCGGAUUUGCUUUGGAAGCGGGUGCGGAUUGGCAGUUGGAGAGUCAUAAGAAGGAACGAACGGUGGGACUGUUGAGAGAUGGUGUUUGGAGUAUUGUUAGACAUCCCAACUAUCUAGGAGAUGCACUCAUCCAUGCCUCUUUUCCACUCGUUCUUUACGGAGCAGGAAUCUUCCACCCUCUCAUGCUUCUGGCUCCUCUUGCGAACUACGCGUUCUUGAGAUAUGUAGGAGGAGAUGGACAGAAUGAGAAGAGUCAGGAAGAGAGAUACGAGGAGCGAGAUUUGAAAAAAGCAAAGGAUUUGAAGAGUUACCAGAUGGAGAAGAAUAGUUUCUGGCCCCGUGUAGAGGAGUGGAAAAAUGAAUGGACUUGGAUUGUGGUGGGGGCUGGAGUGGCAGGUGUGGUUGGUGAGUGGGGAGUUGGAAAGUUUUUGUAGGGGGUGAUGGGAUGGUGGAUGUGUUAAAUGGAGGUAUGCUGGGUGAGUAUCUAAGAUUUAGGAUGGGUAUCAGGAUCUGGAUCUGGAUGGGGGAGAAGUGUAAGAUUGUGUAUGGAAUUAUGAGGAGUAGGUACUAGGCUUCUGUACUUGUUUUAUUUAAUGUUAUGUGAAGAAAUAAAUGGAGUAAUGUAUAUAUGCAUACAAUGUUUAUCGAA
Messenger RNA from Botrytis deweyae, 1472 nucleotides. RefSeq lists its product as uncharacterized. Gene Ontology annotation, cellular component: membrane. NCBI's taxonomy places the organism in Eukaryota, Fungi, Ascomycota, Leotiomycetes, Helotiales, Sclerotiniaceae. The record is from RefSeq and is a predicted model, not a curated record. The transcript is spliced from 3 exons. The coding region runs from base 109 to 1257 and encodes 382 amino acids.